AGCGCGCGAUGCGCCUCGACGUGGGAACCGCCGCUGCCACGGCACCCCCGACGACACCGGCGCCUGCCGGGCCGGCCGCGCCCCCCUGCCCCGGUCCCAGCAGCAGCAGCGGAGGCCGCGUCGGCUCCGGAGACGUCCAGAACAAGCCCUGGAAGAAGCUGAGGAACAUGGUGCAAUGGUCGCCCUGUGUGGUCUCUUUCCGCAAGCGCUACCCCUGGGUCCAGCUGGCAGGCCAUGCAGGCAACUUCAGGGCCGGGGAUUUUGGCCGCAUCCUGAAGAAGUACUGCCCCAGCGAGCAGCAAUGCAUGGAGCACCUGGUCUGUGACACGCUGCAGCCCUACGUCCCGGCUUAUUAUGGGGUGGUGGAGCGCGAUGGAGAGACCUACAUCCAGAUGGAGGACCUGCUGUCUGGCUUCAACGCGCCCUCCAUCAUGGACUGCAAGAUGGGAGUUAGGACGUACCUCGAGGAGGAGCUGGAGAAGGCAAGGCAGCAGCCCUGUCCGCGCAGAGACAUGUACGACAAGAUGGUGGCCGUGGACCCGGCGGCUCCCACGGCGGAAGAGCAUGCGCAGAGCGCCGUCCUGAAGCCCCGCUACAUGCAGUGGAGGGAGACCCUCAGCUCCACCACCACGCUCGGCUUCCGCAUCGAAGGCAUCAAGAAAGCAGACGGCACCUGCAACACCAGCUUCAAGAAGACCCGCCAGCCGGAGCAGGUGACACAGGCCUUCUGGGACUUUGUGGACGGAGACAGGAGAGUCCUGACCAGCUACCUGGAGCGGCUGCAGGAAGUCAGGCUGGCACUCGAACAGUCCGAGUUCUUCAAGACGCACGAGGUGGUGGGCAGCUCUCUUCUCUUUGUCCACGACCAGACGGGCCUGGCGCGGGUGUGGAUGAUCGACUUUGGCAAGACGGUGCCGCUGCCCGAGAAGCAGACUCUGACUCACCGCCUGCCCUGGCAGGAGGGCAACCGGGAGGAUGGAUACCUCUGGGGCCUGGACAACCUCAUCGCCAUCUUGGAGAGGAUGCUGGGGGAGUGAGCCAGGAAGAUGCAGCCGACACGUCGAGACGGGGGGCUGCCUUGUGCCCCCGGGACUCUGCCGUUUAAUUUAUUCAGCCAGAUAUGCUACUGCAACCAGGGGGAUACAAGGCCUGGGGUAGAACUGGAAGAGCCCCAGGGGGCCUUUUGGAAGGGGCCGGCUGGUUUUUGCACCGCAAAGUUUAUUUAUUGGCGUGACGGAUGUGGUGUAAACCACCACCCCCCCGCCCCGACUGCUGUCCUGCACGUGGUGGACAGUAAAGACUUCCGUGGGCCAAGACAGCUCACCAGAGGUGUUUGAACUGAGUUUGGGGGCGUGGGUUUAUUGGAGUGCCUGGUUUAGGGUCAAGACUUUGAACCACAGUGCUGGUUGUGCCUGUUUCCCAGAUGUCUGGAGAGACCAAGUUGGAGGCGGGGCUUGCAUCUGCUCCUCCUCCCCAAAAUAAGCUCCGCCCACACCUGAGCCACAGCCUGGGGGCAUUGGUCAAGCGAAAUACUUGUGUUUCUCUUCAGGGUUUGGGGAGUAUAGAGAAAGUUGUGUCUUCCCUCUGCUUUGACCGUUAACUUUCCUGGCGUCCAGAUAACUUAACUCUGCCAAGACAAACAGGAGCAGUUUGUUGCUUUUACAAUCUGUUGCACCAAAGCGGUUGGGGGAGAACACCUUCCCCAAUUGCUGCAGAAAUGGUAGAGUUCCACUGCCCCCCAAAUUGCCAGGCUGCCUAUUUUUUUGGGUGCUGAAUUUGGGUUAGUUUUAACAAGCAGAACCCAGAGGGUAGGAUCUCCCUGGGUGUGUUUGUGUGUGUAGUUUUUUUUAUAAUGGUGGUUGGGAGGGGACAGUGGCUGUCCUUCGUCCCGCUAGAGAAGGGAGCCGCUCCUCUGUAUUUGAAUGUAUGUGUUUCUGUAAAUUUUUGUACGCAAAAAAGUUUUUCUUUUUUUAAGGGACAUAAAUAACUACAAGCAA
This is a messenger RNA of Zootoca vivipara (common lizard), 1997 nucleotides long. The record is from RefSeq and is a predicted model, not a curated record. Lineage: Eukaryota; Metazoa; Chordata; Lepidosauria; Squamata; Lacertidae.